AUGGUGUCCACCAUCGUCGAGCCAUCCUUUGUGUUUGGCUUGAAGGGUGAUGUGAGCGACAACAUCUGCUAUUUGGACGAGCAGAACGUCAUCUACCCGGCCGGCUCCUCCGUUGUCGUGUACAACAUCCAACAGAAGACACAGCGGUUCAUCCACGGGACCGAGGGCUCGGCGGGCUUUACCGCGCUCGCUGUCAGCCCAAACAGGCGCUAUGUCGCCAUAGCAGAAAAGGCCGAACGCGCCUCCGUCACCAUCUACGAUCUGCAUUCCCUCAAGAAACGAAAGUUCCUGAGCGAUGCCACAUCAGAUUGUGAGGAGUUUGUGUGCAUGACGUUCAGCCCCGACUCCAAGUACUUGGUGACGCUGGGUGGUGCACCAGAGUGGUUCAUGCACUACUGGGCGUGGGAGAAGAGCCAAGGCCCCAUGGCCGUCACAAAGUGCUCGCUGGACCCCAGCAUCCCCGUGUACCGCGUCACCUUCAACCCACAGGACAACACGCACCUCUGCGUGACCGGCAGCAACACGCUCAAGAUGUACCGCUACACAGAGGGCAACUUCAAGCAGCUUGCGUUCCAGAAGAUUGAGGGCCAGGACUAUUUGAGCCAGUGCUGGCUGGCAGAGGACGCGGUUGUAUGCGGCACUGCAUCCGGCAAGAUCCUCCUCUUUGUUGGCGGCGAACUCAAGGCGGAAAUGAACGUGUCGGAACGCGUGACCUACGUGGCCGCCCUGAACAACGGGUUUGCGUGCGGCACAGCGAGCGGCAACGUCAUCGUGUACGAGGCGACAGAGGACGAGGAGCUGUACAAGCAGGCGCAGGAAGUGCCGCUUCCCGCCGACAUCGCAAACACAACACAGAGCGUCCACUGCAUCGCCGUGUCGCCAUCGGAAGACGCCCUCGUGUGCACAACGAAGGAGGGCCAGAUCUACACCCUCAAUCUCGCAGCCACAGAAUCAGACAUCCUCAGGCCUGUUGGGCUGCGGCUGCUGUCUGACCUGUUCCACCACCGCGCCAUCACGGGGCUCGACGUGGCCGUGCGCAAACCGCUCAUCGCCACCACCUCCCUGGACUGCAGCAUCCGCGUGUGGAACUACCACACACACGCGCUGGAGCUUGUCAAGUACUUCUCCGAGGAGGCACACUCCAUUGCCAUCCACCCGAGCGGCCUGUUUGUGCUCGUCGGGUUUGGCGACAAGCUGCGGCUCAUGAGUCUGCUGAUGGACGAUAUGCACACCAUCAAGGAGUUUAGCAUCCGCGAGUGCAAGGAGUGCCGCUUCAGCAACGGCGGCCACCUCUUUGCAGCAGCACAGGGCAACGUCAUUCAGAUCUAUUCAACGUGGACGUUCAAGCCUGUCGGGAGCCUCAAGGGCCACAGCGGUCGCAUCCGGUCCAUCACCUGGAGCCCAGAUGACACGCGCAUUGUGUCCACAGGCGCUGACGGCGCCGUGUACGAGUGGUCCACGCUCGAACGCCGCCGCAUCAACGAGUGCGUGCAGAAGACGUGCAGCUACACUGGCGCAACACUCGACCCAGAGACGGGCGCUAUUUAUGCUGUCGGGUCCGAUAAGAUGCUGAAGCGCAUCCACAACAGCGACAUGGAGCUCGAGGUGCCCGUGAGCGCACGUGCCACGUCCGACCUGGUGCUGACGCAAGUGAUCGUGUCGAGUUCCGGCAAGAUGCUCCUGGCGGCGACGGCGCAGGGCAGUGUCAGGUCGUACAAGGUGCCGCUGGAGCUCAAGGCGGAAUGGACGUCCACCUGCACGCAUUUCGGGGGCGUGACGCGGCUGCGCAUUUCGCCAGACGACCAAACACUCUUCAGCGUCGGCGAGGACGGAUGCUUGUUCCUGCACAAGCUCACAGACAAGGACGGGCGAGCGGGAAAGCGCCGCGCCCUCAGCGAUUGGGCCGACGAAAUCCUCAUAACCAAAUCGGACCUCGAGGAGAAGAACACGCUCAUGAGCGAGCUGAAGCGGCGGGUUGAGGAGCUGCAGAUGGCGAGCGAAUACCAACUCCGGCUCAAGGACAUGAACUACAACGAGAAGAUCAAGGAGAUCACAGACAAGUUCACGCAGGAGAAGGAGGACCUCAAGCGCCAGCUGCAGUCAGUGAAAGCGGAGAAGGAGAAGGAGGAGAACCGCCACAACGAAGAGAUUGCGUCACUCAACGACCGCCAGCUGCAGGAAAUCCAAGAGCUGGAGCACCAGCACAACCAGAAACUCAUGACAGAGUACGAGAAGUACCAGAUGCUGCAGAAGAAGUCGCAGGAGAUGCAGUCUGAUUACGAAGAGCAGCUCGAGCGCAUGGCGUCGUCCAAGGAGCAGGCCCUCAAGGACCUCGCAGAGUACUGGGAGAGCAAGCUGCGGGAGAAGACGGCGAUGCUUGAGGCGGCGAAUGAAGCUGCGCGGGACCAGCAGCGCGAGCACGAGGAAAUUGUGCGGCAGAUUGAGCUGGACGCCGACAAGGAGAUUCUCGCCAUGCGCCUCAACUACGAGAAGGCGCUCAAGGAAGAGAAGGAGCACGGCCUUGAAGUUAAGGGCGAGAACGGGAUUCUGCUAAAGAAGUUCAAGGCGCUGCAGAGGGAGAUUGAAGAAGAGCAGCACAAGCGGGCGGACAUGCAGGCCGAGCAGAAGAAGCUGCACGCGCACAUCAAAGCGCUGGAGCGGGAGAUUGUGAGCGGGAAGAAAGAGAUUGACGAGCGCGACGAGACGAUUCAGGACAAGGAGCGACGCAUCUACGACCUGAAGAAGAAGAACCAGGAGCUGGAGAAGUUCAAGUUUGUCCUCGACUACAAGAUCAAGGAGCUGAAGAAGCAAAUUGAGCCCAAGGACCAAGACAUCCGGGCCAUGAAGCAGCAGAUCUCGGAGAUGGAUGUGGAGCUGGAGCGGUACCACAAGACGAAGGACGCCCUGCAACUGCAGGUGGAGGAGACCAACACGAAGCUCAAGGCGUCAGACACGCAGCUGCGCAAGCACCUGUCCCGGGUGAAGUUCCUCGAAAACGUCAUUUCACGGUUCAAGUCUGAGCUGCAGGGUGCUGUUGGCUUCAUCCAGGAGCCGAAGAAGCUCGCAGACACCGUCCGCGACAUGCACCGCCGCCACUGCGUUGAUUCUGACGAUAAGGGAACGCCCAUCGAGGAGGACAUCCAGUCCGAACACAAUCGCCAGCGCGACUUCCUCGAGCGAAACAUCGCCGCCCUCCAGAAGAAGCUGAAGAAGGCCGAGGAGGCGCACACGUCCGAGGUGGGCCGCAUUAUGCAAGAAAACGUUGGCCUCAUCAAGGAGAUCAACGACUUGCGGAAGGAGCUGAAGAUGGCUCGGUCCGACGCAAAGCAGCUGCAAGGCACACUCAAGACAACGCGCACGCUCGCGCAGAUGCGGGGGCAGCCGCUGCCGUCGAAGGACGAGACGAAGAAGCUUGCAGGUGUGACGACGGCCACCCUGCGGGAAUCGUACGAAACUGAACAGACAGAUCGCAUCAUCACCAUGCAGAAGCAGGAAAUCAGGCGGUUGCGGGAAACGAUCAAGGAGAUGGAGAAGAUCUCACAGAGCCGCCCACCGUCCACGGGCCGACUGCCACCCAUGACCACCGCAUAG
Messenger RNA from Salpingoeca rosetta, 3591 nucleotides. Its product is annotated as WD repeat-containing protein 65. Gene Ontology annotation, molecular function: protein binding. The coding region runs from base 1 to 3591 and encodes 1196 amino acids. The transcript has 13 exons. Lineage: Eukaryota; Choanoflagellata; Craspedida; Salpingoecidae. The record is from RefSeq and is a predicted model, not a curated record.